AGCAGAUGAACAAGGAUGUUGCGAUGAUGCUAGGGAAACCACUCCCUGUUGUCGUAAAGAUCCUCUGGGCUUGUGUCAUACCAGCAGUGCUCCUUACUGCAUUCAUCCUGACUCUCCUACGCUACAAACCACCAACCUACGGCAAGUACAGCUACCCUGGCUAUGCCAUCGCCUUCGGCUGGUUCAUCGCGUCGGUGUCCAUCAUCCCACUGCCAGUAUACAGCAUUCUGGCUGUGAAGAAGCACAUGGCUUCACACACAUUCACAGAGAGUGUCCAAAUGGCUCUCCGCCCGGGGGAUGAGUGGCAUCCUUCCGAUCCCCUCUACAGGGAGGAGUACCGGGAUAACCUUGUACACACAAGAUAUUCCUUAAAGAGUCACCUCACAAGUGUGUUUAGAAAGUAACAUCAGUGAUGAAACCAUUGCAAGAUGUAUUCGUUAAAAUCCUAGCAAACAUGACAUUGCAAUACCUUUAUCAUCUGCAAACCUGAUGUUAACAGCGUAUAUAUGUAAGUUUCGCUAUGUUUUCAUUGUUUGCAUCAAUUGUUUCCACUGGAUAGUUUCGUAUCUUUAUAUUGUUAUCCCCACAAUUUGUAUUUGUGUGCUUCAGAUUAUUAUAGCCGCAAUUAUUGGUAACGUUUUGUUGGCUUUUACAAAUAUCUAAAACGUCUAACCAGAGAAUAAUCAGUGUCUAUGGUCCGAUGGAGGUUCCAAUGGGCGUGAAAGGCAA
Molecule: messenger RNA, 729 nt
Organism: Haliotis rufescens (red abalone)
Lineage: Eukaryota; Metazoa; Mollusca; Gastropoda; Lepetellida; Haliotidae
Product: sodium- and chloride-dependent glycine transporter 1-like
Exons: 3
Coding region: 6-404 (132 amino acids)
Biological process (GO): sodium ion transmembrane transport
Cellular component (GO): membrane
Source: RefSeq, a predicted model, not a curated record